Molecule: messenger RNA, 345 nt
Organism: Oikopleura dioica
Lineage: Eukaryota; Metazoa; Chordata; Appendicularia; Copelata; Oikopleuridae
Source: the annotation of a GenBank genome assembly
AUGCCACUCCGAUGCCUCGCCAACGCGAUCGCAUACUGCUGCGGGAUGCAAGUCGUGAUCCUCGAACAGAGGGUUGAGGAGAACGAGGAGAAGAUCCAAGACAACCAGGACGCCAUCGAGGAGAUGAAACUUCAAAUCACCCAUCUGAAGAAAGGCAUCCCUUUGCCCUCUGCGAAGAAGACCGUCAUCGUCGAGAAACCAAAGGAGUCGAAGGCAUCAAACCCCUGGGGCUCUGGAACCAAGAAGCCUUGGGGAGUCCCCGAAGAAACCAAGAAGGACAGCGGCGAGGAUGAAGAGUACGAAUUUCCUUAUAAGUACGUGAAAGAAAGCCAUGGCUGGUACUAA